UAUUUCUUCUGAAACGCGUCUUUCAUUUCCCAGCACUUCAUUGAAUGAGUCUGUGCUUCUGCUUUGAGAGCUUCUGGCCGAGCCACCCGACUGCUGGUUUAUCUUCUCCGACACACACCCUCCCACUGGGGAAGUGUCACUCCGCACCCCCCUCCACCUCUUCAUUCCUGCUGACUCCUUGCUCACCCUCUCUUCUCUCGCAUCACCCCUCUCUGGAUGCCAGUGGCUUCUAGUCAUGGAGCAGACCACAGUCACAGACCAACCAAGGACGUCAGUCACCAAAGCCUCGGCAUCAGCGGUUCAAGCAGAGGAAGUAAGGGGCCUCACCGCAGGAAAUAAAAACGACUUGGGGUCACACAAUGUCCCUGCAGUGACAGAUACCGUACUCACUCAGCCCGGCCUCGGCAUCACCACGACAACCAUCACCACCAUCACACAGACGGGGGGAGACUGGAGCACUGGCCUGUUUGACAUCUGCAGAGACAAGCCUACAUGUGUUCUCGGGGCCAUGGUGCCGUGCUGUUUGGACCUGAGUUUAGCUCACCAAUAUGGUGAGUGUCUGUGCAUGCCUCUGCUGCCAGGAUCCACUUUUGCCAUGCGUGUUGGGAUCAGGGAGCGGUACAAGAUUCGGGGAAGUGUGUGUGAGGACUGGACCACAGUGCAUUGCUGUUACCCUCUGGCUGUAUGUCAGAUGAUAAGAGAGAUGAAGCGGAGGAUGAAGACACAGACCUAUCAUGUGUCAACUGCCCUCGAAUGCUCCUGAAAAAACUCAAGACAGUCAAUGAGGCCUGGCCUUUUACAAUGAGACUUUUUUGAGGGUCCAACUGAGAUUACUGGUGUUUUGUAUGUACAGCACAAAGAAUCAUUACCAUAAGGUUUUAGAUGCCCCUGGGGAUGAAAAUGAAUCAAGCCCCUACAACAUUUGAAGAAGACUGGACAGAACGUUUUUUUAAACAGCAAAAGAAUCCAAAAGUCUGAGUCAGUAUGAGCUUAAAUCUGCCUCUGGGGUGCAUGGAUAGCUCAGUUGGUAGAGCCGGCGGACAUAUAUAGCGUACUCGAGUGUACUCCUCGAUGCAGCAGGCGGGUUUGACUCUGACCUACGGCCCAAUGCUGCAUUUAAUUCCCCCUCCCUACCACCUUUUUAGUUUUUCAGCUUUUGCCUAAAGGCCUAAAAAUGCCCCAAAAAAUAUAAAAAAUAAAUAAAAAUACUGCCUCUGAGGUUUUAAGAUUGUAACUGCAACCUAAACUUUAAUUUCUGUUGGACUUCUAUUUAGAGAGGAUAUUGUGGAUAAACUUGGUACCAAUAUUCUACUUUUUUUUGCGGAGGCAAGAACUCAUCAGCUACAUUUUGAGGUAGGAGAAAAGCAGGUGGCAAGACACGCUUUUUUGGUUUCAGUAGCUGUCACUGUCGGCACUAAACAUCUGGUACAACUCUGUCAGAAACUUUCAAAAACCAGCCAACUUUCUUUAAUUCUGAAUAUGUCAACAUGCACUCAAUUCAUUAUCUUAACCCUAUAAAGGCAGUUUCAGCUUUUGAAAACUGAAGUAUGUUUGGCAAUUUUAUUCAAGAUACAGCCAUAAUUAUAGUCCUCAAACCCAGUUGAACAUGAACAUGAACUGUAUAGUGUAAAACCUUUUGAGUAGUUUGAGGCAUAAAAUCAUUAUUAAUGUAUUUCUAUAAAAACCUCUGCAACCACAAUGUAAUGGAGGUAAAUGGUUGUUAGAGCUUCUCAAAAACAAUGAAAAUUGUGAUUUUUAGAAACUCAGGAGUAAAUUAUAAUUCCGAAAACAAUGUGUUUUGGAUAUUUAAUGUAGCUCACUGUCAACAGUUUUUAGGGUCAAUCUAUUCAACAGAAAGUGGUCCAACUGAAGUGAUUAAAAGUGAAUUGGGUGAACCAACCCUUUAAUUUUGUCUCGUAUUCCAAAGGUCACCAGGCAACAUGUUCAGUUUCUCUCAGACAUGAAGGGAAUGAGGCAACUUAAAACUUUCUAGACCUUGAGGCACACAUUUAUGAAAUGGGGACAUAACAUAACAUUCGGCACAAUAUCUACAAAUCAGACUAAUACAUCUAAUUUCCAGUGUCACAUUUCAAACUAAAUCCAAGUAAAGCCAGAGAAGCACAGUAAAGCCUUGUCAUUUGGUUUCUUAAGUAAACCUGGAUGGUUUUAUUUAUUUGAGCGUGUGCAACUCUCUUUAGUAUGCUGAACCACUUGUCUGAUUACCCAGCAAACAGGUUGCAGUAUAGCUCCAAUUACAGUCAGUCAGUUCAAGUACAGUUUGAUGAUAAUAAAGCCCAUUUCCAUAUUUCUGAUAU
Etheostoma cragini (Arkansas darter) is the source of this 2315-nucleotide messenger RNA. It is a transcript of the gene plac8l1, whose product is annotated as PLAC8 like 1. The transcript has 5 exons. Lineage: Eukaryota; Metazoa; Chordata; Actinopteri; Perciformes; Percidae. The record is from RefSeq and is a predicted model, not a curated record. Bases 236 to 763 code for a protein of 175 amino acids.